AUGCCCCCCAGGAACAGAGGGCGGCCGACCUUGGGCCAUGGCCUGGAUAAAGAGAUCUAUCAGAUUGUGCGCAAAUUCGCAGACGACCAGCAGGCCGAAAAUGGGCGCCCUCGUCUUUCUACCUACACGAUUUACGACUCGAUUAAGAAGUCGAACUCAAGCUUGAACCGCAAGCCUAAGAAACUGCUGGAAGAUAGCAUUGAGCGUGUCCUCGAGGUCUUCCAAAGCGACAUUCUUGGCGAUCACGAGUCUGACUCGGUGAAUGGAGACUUUGAGGGCUUGGAGGAUGACAAAGUGGAGGAAAAACAAGAAUCGAAUAAUUUGAACCGGAGUAUCGUCAGCGCUUGGUCAACGUCUACGAAACCCGCCGCUGCUGCCCGCAAAGGAAACGAGGAUGGCGUAUCUGAAUCGGCUACAUCUGCGAAUAAAAGACGUCAUCAUGCAAACGAAUCAGCUCCUAAACGCCGGAAAGCCGAUCACCCCAUAGACAAGUCACCUCCGACGCACGUCAGCCUCGCAGACUUGGGUGGUAUGGACGAAGUGCUACAGGAAUUGGGCGACCUGAUCAUUCUCCCCAUGACACGUCCUCAGAUUUUUACAACGUCCAAGGUUCAACCUCCACGAGGUGUACUCUUGCAUGGUCCGCCAGGUUGCGGAAAGACCAUGCUUGCGAAUGCCUUUGCCGCCGACCUGGGCGUCCCCUUCAUCUCAAUAUCUGCGCCCUCGGUCGUCUCGGGUAUGUCUGGUGAGUCGGAAAAGGCGCUUCGCGAACACUUUGACGAGGCCAAAAAGGUGGCUCCAUGUCUGAUAUUCAUCGAUGAGAUCGACGCCAUUACUCCAAAGCGAGAAAGCGCCCAGCGAGAAAUGGAAAAACGCAUUGUCGCCCAGCUCUUGACUUGUAUGGACGAUCUUGCAUUGGAAAAAACCGACGGCAAGCCCGUCAUCGUCAUGGCUGCAACGAACAGGCCAGAUAGCUUGGACCCUGCUCUACGUCGCGGAGGCCGAUUCGACAAGGAAAUCAACUUGACGGUGCCUUCAGAGCCCGUGCGCGAGCAGAUUCUUCGUUCGCUUACACGCAAAACGCAGCUUUCAGACGAUCUCGACUUCAAAACACUUGCCAAGCGCACAGCAGGCUUUGUGGGUGCUGAUUUGAACGAUCUGGUAUCUACUGCAGGAGCGGCUGCGAUCAAGCGCUAUCUAGAAAUCCUACGGUUAAAUACAGGUGAAGAGAUGGAAAUCGAGGGCGAGGCAGAAGAAGACGUCACGCUCAAAGUGAAGGAAAUCCGACGACUUAUCAAACACGCCAAGGAGGCGCCGAUUGGCGAUGAAGCAAAUCCUGUCAUGGUAUCCAAUGCAGACUUUUUCACAGCACUCCCCAAGAUACAGCCGUCAUCGAAACGUGAAGGUUUCGCCACGAUACCGGACACGACAUGGGCUGACAUUGGCGCUCUUGGUGGAAUCCGUGACGAACUUGUCACAGCGAUUGUGGAACCGAUCAAGAAUCCCGAAGUCUACGCAAAAGUUGGUAUCACAGCACCCACUGGUGUUCUGCUCUGGGGCCCCCCUGGAUGCGGUAAGACUCUACUGGCCAAAGCAGUGGCCAAUGAGUCUCGCGCGAAUUUUAUUAGCGUGAAGGGACCCGAGUUGCUGAACAAAUACGUCGGUGAAUCCGAACGUGCUGUUCGCCAGGUCUUUGUCCGGGCUCGGUCGUCUAUACCUUGUGUGAUAUUCUUUGACGAACUCGAUGCCCUUGUUCCUCGCCGUGAUGACGCGUUAUCGGAAAGCUCCGCCAGAGUUGUAAACACUCUUCUAACCGAACUCGACGGUCUGGGGAGCGCCCGACAAGGGAUUUACAUCAUCGCCGCCACGAAUCGCCCAGACAUCAUCGAUCCCGCCAUGCUACGUCCUGGCCGUCUAGAGACGCUACUAUUUGUCAACCUCCCCGGCCCCGAGGAGCGGGUUGAUAUUCUCCAGACUCUGAUCCGGACUCUGCCGAUCGAGACCUCGGAAGAGUUGCGUGCGCUGGCAGUGAGUUGCGAGGGUUAUAGCGGUGCAGACUUGGGCAGUCUUCUUCGCCGAGCCGGCUAUGCAGCCAUCAAGAGGAGGGACAUGAUCAAACUUGAAGAUUUUGUGGCCGCCAAGGAGCAUGUUCGUCCGAGUGUGACGGAUUUGAGAAAGUAUGAAAAACUACGAAGGGAUUGGAGCGGUGGUGUGCUGUAG
Talaromyces rugulosus is the source of this 2220-nucleotide messenger RNA. RefSeq lists its product as uncharacterized. Gene Ontology annotation, cellular component: nucleus. The record is from RefSeq and is a predicted model, not a curated record. Gene Ontology annotation, biological process: ribosome biogenesis. The coding region runs from base 1 to 2220 and encodes 739 amino acids. Gene Ontology annotation, molecular function: preribosome binding; ATP binding; RNA binding. Lineage: Eukaryota; Fungi; Ascomycota; Eurotiomycetes; Eurotiales; Trichocomaceae. The transcript is spliced from 3 exons.